UCUUAAGCCCUAUCGACGGUCUAUUCUGUGCGAGAAACGAUCUAGAAGACUGCUGAUCACUUCUAGAGAGUGAGCUCGGCCAGACAUCCAGGAUGGAUGCGACAGAACACUUCGAAGAUGCUGCAGCGUGGCUAUCAAGUACGCCAGCAGCAGCCAACCUUUCCAACGAUAGCAAGCUGGAGAUCUACGGCUUGUACAAGGUCGCGACUGUUGGGCCAGAACCUGACUGUCCUGCACCAUCAUUUUUCUCGCUACCGGCCACAAAGGCGAAAUGGAAUGCCUGGAAGGCCCAGGGCGAGAAGUACGGCGAAGAUGCCCAAGGUGCAAAGGAGAAAUAUAUCGAGAUCUCGGAAGAGAUCGGGUAUCAGGUUGGCAAGACGAGCAAGGGUGGAGUGGGAGGGGUGGUAGUCAGCUCCAUGAGCAGAACCGACAUGGAUUCGGAAGAAGAAUUACAUGAGCCUGUACACGCUAGGGCGAUGGAUGGAGACAUACAGGCACUGACAGACAUCCUGAAAUCGGACGGAGACCUGAUCAAUAGUCAAGACGAAUUUGGUAUGAGCCCUUUGCAUUAUGCAGCGGACCGUGGCCACGUGGACACAGUACGGAUGUUGCUGGACAAGGGGGCGGACAGGAGUCUACAAGAUAGCGAAGGGCUUACGCCUUUUCAGCUGGCCGAACCUAUGCAGAACGAAAGAGUCUUAAAUCUCCUUCGACCUUGAGACAGCCAUAUAGAUUUCUGGUUCUAAAUGUUUCGUUCUUGACUACUACUAUGACUACUACUAUAAUCAUUAAUCAUGGAUAUUGUUACAUCCACGAGCCGGUAUCUCGGGAUGAAUAUUCCGGCUUUGACAUUUCAGCAUUAACCCUGGAU
Molecule: messenger RNA, 871 nt
Organism: Filobasidium floriforme
Lineage: Eukaryota; Fungi; Basidiomycota; Tremellomycetes; Filobasidiales; Filobasidiaceae
Product: acyl CoA binding protein-domain-containing protein
Exons: 6
Coding region: 93-719 (208 amino acids)
Molecular function (GO): fatty-acyl-CoA binding; protein binding
Source: RefSeq, a predicted model, not a curated record